This is a messenger RNA of Archocentrus centrarchus (flier cichlid), 3790 nucleotides long. Its product is annotated as glutamate decarboxylase 1-like. Gene Ontology annotation, cellular component: cytoplasm; presynaptic active zone. The record is from RefSeq and is a predicted model, not a curated record. The coding region runs from base 307 to 2058 and encodes 583 amino acids. Lineage: Eukaryota; Metazoa; Chordata; Actinopteri; Cichliformes; Cichlidae. Gene Ontology annotation, biological process: GABA biosynthetic process. The transcript is spliced from 17 exons. Gene Ontology annotation, molecular function: pyridoxal phosphate binding; glutamate decarboxylase activity.
UCAGUAGUCGUCAGGGGGGAGGCAAGACUGUGACUCACGCCUGCGUGAAGAGACCAAUGGGCAGCCGGAGCCUCAGAUAUAAAUAACGAAUAAAAAUAUAUUUUGAGUGAGAAAGGGUCACUUGCGCGCCGCCGGAUGGGAUUUUAUCAGUGCGCUCUGUUGAUAUUCCGCCGUCACCGCCACUGGACUGUUUCUUGUCGUGCCUUUGGGUGGCAAUUGUAACAUUUAGUUGUACUUUGUCUGGACUCGACAACCUGUGAGCCGUUUAAUUAUUUUCCCACCUGGAGACCAGAUAACAGCGGACUGAUGGCUACGUCUGAACCGAGAGCCACCGGCGGAGACCAAGACCCCAACUCGGCCAAUUUAAGACCUCCGUCCACAACCAACGAAUAUGCGUGGAUGCACGGAUGCACACGGAAACUGGGGAUGAAGAUUUGCGGGUUCCUGCAGAAGAACAACAGCCUGGAGGAGAAAGGGAGGCUCGCGGGCCAGAAGAACUUGCUCUCCUGCGAUAACAGUGACAGGGACGCGCGCUUCCGCCGUACCGAGACCGACUUCUCCAACCUAUUUGCCAGAGACCUCCUGCCUGCUAAAAAUGGAGAAGAGCCUACCUUACAGUUUUUACUGGAAGUGGUUGACAUCCUCACCAACUAUGUCAAGAAGACUUUUGACCGGUCCACAAAGGUUUUGGACUUCCACCACCCUCAUCAGCUCCUGGAGGGCAUAGAGGGCUUCAACCUGGAGCUGUCUGACCAGCCCGAGUCCCUGGAGCAGAUCCUGGUGGACUGCAGGGACACGCUCAAAUAUGGCGUCCGGACAGGUCACCCACGCUUCUUUAACCAGUUAUCUUCUGGUCUGGACAUUAUUGGUCUCGCUGGAGAGUGGCUCACCUCCACCGCCAACACCAACAUGUUCACCUAUGAGAUUGCCCCGGUGUUUGUGUUGAUGGAGCAGCUGACUCUGAAGAAAAUGAGAGAGAUGAUUGGUUGGCCAAACGGGGAGGGUGAUGGCCUCUUUUCCCCAGGGGGUGCUAUCUCCAACAUGUACAGUGUGAUGAUCGCACGUUACAAAUAUUUCCCAGAGGUGAAGACCAAGGGCAUGUCUGCUGCUCCCCGCCUUGUCCUUUUCACAUCUGAACAUAGCCACUACUCCAUAAAGAAGGCCGGAGCUGCUCUGGGCUUCGGCACUGACAACGUGAUCCUGCUCAGCACAGAUGAGAGAGGGAGAGUCAUUCCCGCAGAUUUGGAAGCCAAAGUCAUCGAUGCCAAACAGAAGGGUUAUGUGCCAUUGUUUGUGAAUGCAACAGCUGGUUCAACUGUGUAUGGAGCAUUUGACCCCAUCAAUGAGAUCGCUGACAUCUGUGAGAAGUACAACUUGUGGCUCCAUGUUGAUGGUGCAUGGGGUGGUGGACUACUGAUGUCAAGGAAGCAUCGCCACAAGCUUAGUGGAAUUGAAAGGGCCAACUCUGUCACAUGGAACCCUCACAAGAUGAUGGGUGUGCCUCUGCAGUGUUCAGCAAUCCUGGUCAGAGAAAAGGGAAUCCUAGCAGGCUGUAACUCCAUGUGCGCUGGCUACCUCUUCCAACCAGACAAACAAUACGAUGUUACAUACGACACGGGGGACAAGGCAAUCCAGUGUGGCCGGCACGUCGACAUCUUUAAGUUCUGGCUCAUGUGGAAAGCCAAGGGCACCGUUGGGUUCGAGCAGCACAUUGACAAGUGUUUGGACCUGUCUCAGUAUCUGUACAACAAGAUCAAGAACAGGGAGGGAUAUAAGAUGGUGUUUGACGGCGUGCCCCAGCACACCAAUGUUUGCUUCUGGUAUAUUCCACCCAGUCUGAGAGGCAUGCCAGAUGGAGAGGAGAGGCGAGAAAAGCUCCACAGGGUGGCACCAAAGAUCAAGGCCAUGAUGAUGGAGUCAGGGACCACCAUGGUGGGCUACCAGCCUCAGGGCAAUAAAGUAAACUUCUUCAGAAUGGUCGUCUCCAAUCCUGCAGCCACCCAGUCUGACAUCGACUUCCUCAUCGAUGAGCUAGAGAGGCUCGGUCACGACCUGUAGACCUCUCAGUCGUCACUGCUCCGGUGACUGCGGGGCCACCCUGGAGCCUUUUAUCUGUUUUAUUGCAAAAGCAAACGCCAGGGUGAAACAUUCACAGCGCUGCAGACCGAGAAAUAAUAGGACAUGUUUUAGGUUCUUUCUGUCUUUGCCGGCAGCACUCUAAAUGUUUCCAGCACUGAAAAGAAACAAGCAAUGAGAGAGUAUCUGAGUUUCUUUCUAGCUCUGACCCACAUAGAUACUUCUAUAGAUAAAAUAUAUAAUCACUAUCUAAAGUCUCCUUUUAAAACAAAUGUGCUCUAAUGUAUGUGUGUGCUAGUGAACCUUGUAAAGUGUGUGUGAGUGUGUGUGUGUGUGUGUGUGUGUGUGUGUGUGUGUGUGUGUGUGUGUGUGUGUGUGUGUGUGUGUGUGAUCUGUUUGUCUUUUAAUGUUUUGUGUGUAUGCCUGAGGAAAUAUGUGUGUGUGAAUGUGGUAAAACUACGAAAAGGGAAAAAAGCACAGAUCAAAGUAUCACAAGUUAUUCUGCUGUAUCAUACAUUUGCUACACUAAAUGGUGGUGCUUUCAGCUGUACAUAUGUCUAAUCUCAGCGCACCAACCCCUUUGUCCUAAAUCGGUGUCCAAGGCUCUGUGGCAGCGCGCGUGCGGGUGAGUAUUUUAGGGUUGCACCGUGUUAAAAAUAAGCAAACAUGCUCAGCAUAGAUACGAGGUGCGUUAAGCUGAAACAUCAUCUGACAGAGCUACAACCUGCAAUAUUUUCCCCUGGUAGAAGAUUAAGAUUUAAAAGAUAUCGUAGGUCUGUGACAACUUUGAACUUGUUAAACGCUGGCUCGUUGUCCGUUUCCUGCAAUCGUGUGAUACCUAUGUGUGUUUAUAACAUUGUUAAUAUAGUCAUAUUUGACGAGAUAAGAAUAAGACAAAAUAUUUAUUGCAUUUCCACAGUUUGCAGAUUCAGGUAUUUUAUUGUGUGUAUCUUUAUGUGUAUUACAUUGUAAUACAUGGAACUGAGUAAAGUUUAUUUAAAGUGAUAUCGACAGCCAAAGAGAGAAUGGGGAACACAGCAAUCCAUUGUCCUUUAUGUGUGACUUCUCAUAGAAUAUAGGUGUUUGUAAAAUGUUACCUGUCGACCUUUUACUGCGAUGCAAUCUCUCUCUGUAAGUGUGUUUCUUUUUGUGAUUGUGAGUCUUUUUGACUGAAUGUUUUGAAAUGACUGAUUGGCCUUCUGAUGAGAUUAAGAAUGCAACCUCUGUAAUCCUCCGGCCGCAGCACCGGGCUUUUGUUUCAGCGAGAAGCACAAGGAUGUGAGAAUGUACUCUCUUGUUGAGAUUGGGAAGAACGUGUUGUAUAUGUCUGAAUCCUAUUGCAUUACUGUAAUAUAGUAUAUUAAUUGUUAUACAUAUUUCUUGUAUUCUCGGUGUGACCGGAGCUCAUUGGAAUAUCUUGUACAAAGGUUCCUGUUUGUGUCUUUGCACAAUUUUCACCUUUUUUUCCUCCAUUGUAAAUGGAUGUGUUUUAGUUUGAGUUAUGGUAACAAAGUAUAUAUUAGGGACCAUAUGGGAAUGGCGCAAUUGCAUAAAUCAUAUUUAAAGUAAUCUGUGUACUAUAUGUGGCCGGUAACUCUUGUAUGUGAAGCCAACUAAGGGAACAUUUCCCUGGCAAAUUUUCAGUAGGCACUUUAACAGAAUCAUAACAUCUUUAACAAGAUAUUUAAUAAAGUCUAUAUAAAGGAACACAAAA